This is a messenger RNA of Erigeron canadensis, 1826 nucleotides long. RefSeq names its product seipin-2-like. The coding region runs from base 185 to 1534 and encodes 449 amino acids. Gene Ontology annotation, biological process: lipid storage; lipid droplet organization. Gene Ontology annotation, cellular component: endoplasmic reticulum membrane. The record is from RefSeq and is a predicted model, not a curated record. NCBI's taxonomy places the organism in Eukaryota, Viridiplantae, Streptophyta, Magnoliopsida, Asterales, Asteraceae. The transcript is spliced from 2 exons.
GGAAAAAAAAAAAAACAGACAUCACACAUACAUAACCCUCCUUGUUUCCUCCCUCUAUCUGAAUUUUCAUAGCCAUUCUUUCUUGUUCCUUUUUUAUAUUGCCCUGAUCACCACAUCAUAUCACACAACAAAAAGUCAAAAACCCACUCUAAAUUUUAUCAAUAGUGUUCUUUAUUGCUACCAAAUGGUACAACAACAACAACAAGAGGAAUUCAGAGAUGCCCAUGAUUCAUUUGAUGACCCACUUUCAAAAACAUCUUUCCCCCCUUCCUCCCCGGGUCUCCGCCGUCGUCGACUGUCUAACGCUUCUCCGGUAAGAAGAAAACCCCACAAGUUUUCAUCGAAUUUGAAAGAUGUAAAUAAUAAUCCGAAAUUAAAUGGGAAUUACUUGAAUUUGAAAGAUGUAAUAAAGACUGAUAGUGAUUUAGAUGAUCAAAUUGUCACUGAAAGUUCCGUUACAGUCGAUUCCCCGAAUUCAAACUUAGCCCCAUUAGUAGUUUUGUUAAAAGUAUUUGUAUAUCAAGCAAAUUUGUUAGUUGGGUUUGUUACAUUUCCCAUAUGGGUUGUAUACUAUGCUUAUCUGCUUCUUUUGGUGAUCACUAGACGUGUACGACGUUACACGAUUAGAAAGAUUUCGAGGUUUUUGGGAUUCUGUAUAGGUAAUGUGAAACGGGUUGUGUAUGGAUGGAUUAAAAGAAAUAGUAAUUCAGUUUGGAAAUUAUGUCAGAGAGUUGGGUUGGGGUUAUUGCAGUCGGUUUCUAUUGGGUUUAUUUUGGUUGGUUUGUUGAUUUUUGCGUUUGUUACUAGUGGCGUUUUAAUGAAAUGCUUUUUGGAUGAGCCUGUGGAAAGAUUUGAGGAAUUGAGUUUUGAUUAUACAAAAGAUGCUCCUAUUGCUUAUAUGCCGAUUAUGUCUUGUCCCCAAUCCUUUUGUGAUGAGUGUGAUGGAGACUUUGAAUCUGGAAAACGUGCUCAGUUGGGGCGGGUUAUACCUCUUGGUCAUAAAUUAUUGGCUACCGUCUCGUUGACCUUGCCAGAAUCCGAUUACAACAGAAAUCUUGGGAUUUUUCAGGUGAGGGUAGACAUCCUCUCUCCCAGUGGCAAAUUCCUUGCAAGUACGACACAACCAUGUAUGCUGCGAUUCAAAAGCCUGCCUAUCCGUCUUCUAAUGACUUUUUUGAAACUUUUUCCUGUAAUCUCUGGCUAUUCAUCAGAAACCCAGGCCCUAGCUAUCAAGUUCAAAGGGUAUAUCGAACGGGUAACUCCAACCUCUUGUUUGAGGGUGGUCCUUGAACCACGAGCAGCAUUUGCAAAAGGUGGUGGCGUUCCUGAAAUAUAUACAGCAUAUCUAAAACUCGAGUCACAACUUCCUCUUUUGAAGAGGAUUUUAUGGUCAUGGAAAUUGGCAAUUUAUGUAUGGACUAGUAUUGUGAUCUUUAUAGGUGGCUUGGUUUUCAUGAUGAUAUGUUGCACACCCUUGCUAGUUCCGUGGUUACAGCCAAUGGGUAUGCGUUCUAAUAAUAAUGGUUCAAGGUAGCUGCUUUAUGCUCACGUGCUAUCACAACAUUCAUCUGAAACAUUUGCAAGACCAAAAAGCUUCACUGCCCAAAAGCUGGCCUUGAGUAGUGUUAGUAUAAUAGGAUUGAUAUAUGUUAGCUGUAUAUAUACUUCUUAGUCAAGGUAAUGCAUUUACUUUAGUAAGCAAAUAGUUUAUGUUUCUUUGCAAUUUCUUAUUGUAACUUUUGGAUUACAUAUAUGUUGCCUACACCUGUCUGACGAUAAAUGAUAAAAUUAGUAGAUAUUGGCAAUUUCCUGCCAUUUACUUUUAA